Molecule: messenger RNA, 3220 nt
Organism: Varanus komodoensis (Komodo dragon)
Lineage: Eukaryota; Metazoa; Chordata; Lepidosauria; Squamata; Varanidae
Gene: P2RX7
Product: purinergic receptor P2X 7
Exons: 13
Coding region: 38-1744 (568 amino acids)
Biological process (GO): monoatomic cation transmembrane transport; response to ATP
Cellular component (GO): nuclear inner membrane; plasma membrane
Molecular function (GO): purinergic nucleotide receptor activity; extracellularly ATP-gated monoatomic cation channel activity; ATP binding
Source: RefSeq, a predicted model, not a curated record
CCUAGAUCAUCUUCUUUCUCCCCCACCUCACCCCAUCAUGGCUGCGUGCUGCAGUUUGAAGAACGUGUGUGAGUAUGAAACCAAUAAAGUUGUGCGUAUCCGGAGCAUUUACUACGGGAGCCUCAAGUGGGCUAUCCAUACUGCUGUCUUCCUUUACGUCGUCAUCGUACUUAUUGCUGAUAGGCGCUAUCAGAAGAAGGACUCUGUCAUCAGCUCUGUACACACAAAAGUGAAAGGAGUGUCUCAGGCUGACAUGAGGAUCUGGGACACUGCAGAAUACACAAUCCCCAUGCAGGGAAUAGAUUCCUUUUUUGUGAUAACCAAUACGAUCGUGACAGAAAACCAAAUCCAGGGACUUUGUCCUGAGUACCCCAUUGCCAAAGCUGUUUGCUCUACUGACAGCAGCUGUAUGAAAGGUCGCAUGGACCCCCAGAGUAAUGGAAUUCAGACAGGCAAAUGUGUGAAGUACAACACAACUAUCAAAACAUGUGAGGUUGCAGCUUGGUGCCCUGUGGAAUCAGUUAAAAGUGCUCCAGUGCCUGCUCUUCUGAGAAGUGCUGAAAACUUCACUGUGCUCAUAAAAAACAACAUUCACUUUCCAAAAUUCAAUUAUACAGCAAGAAACAUUUCUCCAGAGUUUAAUAUUUCCUGCACGUACAACAAGAUCACCGCUCCAUACUGCCCAAUUUUCCGGCUGGGGGAUAUUCUCCACGCUGCAGGAGAGAACUUUUCAGAAGUGGCUGUUCAGGGCGGCAUCCUCGGCAUUGAAAUUAACUGGGACUGCAUCCUGGACAACUGGCUUCACCGUUGCAAACCCAAGUAUGGAUUCCGUCGCUUAGAUGACAAACGAGCCAGUGAAGCUUUGUAUCCUGGCUACAAUUUUAGAUUUGCAAAGUAUUACAAGCAGGCCGAUGGAAAGGAGGAGAGGACACUGAUCAAAGCCUACGGCAUCCGCUUCGACAUCCUCGUCUUUGGCACAGCAGGCCAGUUUAAUUUCUUUGAGCUGCUGGUGUAUGUAGGUUCUGCACUCUCCUACUUCGGCCUGGCUCAGUUUGUUGUUGAUUCUCUGAUUAAGUCAUAUACUUUACCCUGCUUCAAAAGCAACCCGGUGAAGGAAUUCUACUACCAAAAAAAGUGUGAGUCAGUGCCAGGACCAAGAUGGACUCUGCUGUAUGUGUCUUUUGUGGAUGAGUCACACAUCGUUAUGAUUGACAAAAUGUUGAAGACGAGCCUGCAGAAUAUUAAAGGCGAGAUUAUUCCGAGACAUAUAAGCAAUAUUACACCUGUCCUCAAACUUUCACUGCAACAUCUGGAAGAAGUUGCAUCUCUUGGAAACUCUGAGGAACUACAACCCCUUCAAAGGAAAGAGGAUGCCUCUUCAUCCCACAAGCGUCCUGCUUGGUGUGUCUGUGGAAAAUGCCUCGUAGCUCAGCCCUACUGGGAGCAGCUCUGUUGCCGAAGGAAGGCUGGGCCAUGUAUCACAACUUCAGCUUUGUUCAGCCAGCUUGUGCUCUCCAGAUCAAUGCUGCAGUUUGUCCUCCUCUACAAUGACCCCUUGUUGGACAUGAAGACAGAGAAUUUCAACAAGAAAUUUCGGCACUGUGCUUACAAACAGUACAUUCACUGGCGCUUUGGAGAUGAGGAGCUGGAGCAAAGGGCCAUGAUACCGAACUGCUGCAGGUGGAAAAUCAGAAAUGCUUUUCCUAGUGAAAAUGGCGAGUACACUGGCUUCAGGAAGAAGUAGUAAUCUUUCACCAAGAUUUUAUUCUAUAGCAUUAGUAUAAACAGGGGUAAAAGAUUCAGUGAGUAGGCAUUGCCUCCUCUGUUAAAGACUCUGUCCCUGCCAAGCAGCCCCUUAAUGUCCGACCCAUCACGACCCCAUGGACAACAUUCCUCCAGGCCUUCCUGUCCUCUGCCAUCCCCUGGAGUCCACCUAAGCUCACACCCACUGCUUCAGUGACUCCAUCCAGCCACCUCAUCCUCUGCCUCCCCUUCUUCUUUUGCCAUCUAUUGUUCCCAGAGCCCCUUAAUAUUUGCAUAUUAUUUGUUAGACUAAACUACAGAGAUCUGAGUUCAAAUCCAUGGAGCUCACUGGGUGACCCUGGGCCAGUCACUUUCUUUGCCUCAGCUUACAAUAUUUCUGCGAAGAUAAAAUGCUGGGGGAAGAAUUAGGUAUGCUGUACAUUGGGGAAGUGACAUAAAUGGGAAUGUACAAGCUUGCUCAGUAUUUCCUCCUAGUUGAUGCUUGAAGGAAACACAGCUGGCACUGAUUAAUGCCAAGGCCUACUUGCUUUCUGGAUCUCCACCUGCCGAGCAAGCAAGUUCUAGUGAUGAUGAGAAAGAAACUGAGGGGACCUUUAUACUUUGUGCUUAAGCCAUUAAAAUAGACCAAGCCCUCCGAAACAGAACAAUUGCUUAUGCAUGAGAAUGCGUAAGCCUUGUUGAUGCAGAUCCACUGUGAAUCCCUCCAUUUCUUUGUGUAUCUUUUUUUAUUAGGCCAGUCAUCUCCAUUACAAUAAUUUCAGUAAUUAUUUUACAUUGUGCCCCAGUUCAUCCCAAACCAAAGGAAAAGGGCUCUGGGGAACAGAUCUUCUGUUCUAGGAAAUUUGCUUGGGACUGGAACCCCUCGGGGGUGGGGUGCCAAAGUCCCAGGCCAAGCAGAGCCCCUGCUGCCAAUCCCCACACACAAGACCAUCGUUGCCCCCACUCAGUGCCUUGGCACGUGAGUUUGGAAAUGUUGCUUUCUACUAUUCAAGCUGUUUUGCUUUGAAUAUUUGCAGUGAGACAAAGCAAACCACCUGGCACACUGAGAUAUAGAAACAUAGAAACAGAGUGAGUCAGAAGGGGUCUUCCAGGCCAUCUAGUCUGACCCACAGCUCCAGCCGGCUCUGCUCAUGACAUGCCCACCAUAGCUCAGUGGUAAAAAGCUUGUUCUUCAUUUAGAAACUCCCAAGUUUGGCUCCCACUCUGCCUGGUUAGAAGGAUCAGUGGGCAGGUGAGGAGAAAGCCCUUGCUGUGCAGAGACCUGAGAAGAUGUCAUCACCAGGUGGAGCAAUUGCGUUUGGACUCGGCAGAAGAGCACUCUCUGUUUUUGAAAAGUGGCUGCACACAGCCAUGGAUGAUUCACUGCUAAUGCUGUUUUGAUGAUAUGCUUAUGAAAAGCAAGUUACUUGUUUUUAGUCAGAGUUAAUAAACUUAAGAGUUGUUAUUAACCACCCAA